This is a messenger RNA of Oikopleura dioica, 1128 nucleotides long. NCBI's taxonomy places the organism in Eukaryota, Metazoa, Chordata, Appendicularia, Copelata, Oikopleuridae. The record is from the annotation of a GenBank genome assembly.
AUGUUUGGCGCCGUUUGUUUCCCUGAAGUUCCACAAAACGCUUCAUUUUGCGACAAAGAACGACGUUUCCUCACAAAAUGCAUGCCUCCAGCAUAUGAUGACUACGAAGAAUACGAAUCACAAUCGCCAACACAGUCGCCAACACAUUCGACAACACAAUAUCCGCCGUUCGAUGACGGUGGAUGGAUCCAUCACCAGUUCGCUCAUCAUCAUUGGGAAGCGAACGAUACAAAUUAUAUCGAGCUGAUGAACAAAGGAGAGUGCGGGGAAAACACCUCCCACUCAAGAAUUCAUCCCGACAGAAUGUACUUGGAGUGGUGCGAAACUCCCGAUCACAAGAACGAAAACCAGGGGUCCUUCAAUCCAUGCAUUACAGAGAAGUCCUUCGAACAAGAAUAUGAAACUUCUGUUUCUGAAGUUGUCAGAGAUUUGGUAUAUAUUGGACUGCCCUCUUUUGCUUUUAUUUUGACGCUAUCGACGACCCUAGUCCUGGUAAAAUUUUUCCGACGAAGCAAGCGCAUACUAGUCUAUAUAAACAUGUUCCUGUCAAUGUCCCUCUUUUCGCUCUGCUACGUUAUCAAUAUUUGGAUUUAUCGACUUUACGCUAAUAUGAGAAAAGAGGAAUCAAAAAAAAUUAUCGAUGUACUUGGUGGUUACAUCGACUCUUUAUUCCAACGAAAUUACAAUGGCGAAAACGGAAUAAACAACUUGACGACGACGCAGCACGACUUAUUUCUCAAGCCGGAUUUCUGCGACAGAAACGAUGAACAUUUUUACAAAAGACUAAACUAUACGAGAGCAGACUGCUCGACCCUGGAAGAUCUAGAUCGAGUUGCUCGCGAAGCCGGCUGCGGCUGGGACGAGUUCAACGCCGAAAAAUCCACCAUUGAAAAUUACUGUAUCUUUUUUGGCCUUCUGGAAGCGUACUUCUGGAUGACAAAGUUUACUUGGUUUAUCUUACAAGCAAUUUAUCUAGUCAUGCUGAAUUUAUGUACAUACAACUCACUCUCUAUUUUUCAAUCCAACAUGUUUAUCUGGAUCGGCUGGCUAACACCUCUCCCAUUUCUCGCUGCCUUUGCGUCUAAUUUUUUCUUCUCAAAAGGAACUGGGUCCAUUUAUUUUGAUUAA